GUCCGAUUAUUGUGUUUUUAACAUUUGCUGUGUGAAGUGAAAAUUGUGAAAUAAAAAUGGCUCGUACUAAGCAGACUGCUCGUAAAUCGACCGGAGGCAAGGCGCCUCGUAAGCAGCUGGCAACUAAGGCGGCUCGUAAGAGUGCUCCAGCCACCGGCGGUGUGAAGAAGCCUCAUCGUUAUCGCCCCGGAACUGUUGCCCUGCGUGAGAUCCGUCGUUACCAGAAGAGCACAGAGUUGCUGAUCCGCAAGCUGCCUUUCCAGCGCUUGGUGCGUGAAAUUGCUCAGGAUUUCAAGACCGAUCUGCGUUUCCAGAGCUCUGCUGUGAUGGCACUGCAGGAAGCUAGUGAAGCCUACUUGGUUGGCCUGUUCGAAGAUACUAACUUGUGCGCUAUCCAUGCCAAGCGUGUCACCAUCAUGCCGAAAGAUAUCCAGCUGGCCAGACGUAUUCGUGGCGAACGUGCUUAAAUUGUGACAACGUUGUGCGUUGUGCUUGACAAGCAUCAAAUUAUCAAACAAUCGGU
Molecule: messenger RNA, 523 nt
Organism: Drosophila sulfurigaster albostrigata
Lineage: Eukaryota; Metazoa; Arthropoda; Insecta; Diptera; Drosophilidae
Product: histone H3
Exons: 1
Coding region: 57-467 (136 amino acids)
Cellular component (GO): nucleosome
Molecular function (GO): DNA binding; structural constituent of chromatin; protein heterodimerization activity
Source: RefSeq, a predicted model, not a curated record